AUGGAGUCAAAAUAUGGUAAAAAGAAGUCCAGCAGUAGUAGUAGUUCCUUAUUUUACGAAGCUCCCCUCGGUUACAGCAUUGAAGACGUUCGCCCCAACGGUGGAAUCAAGAAAUUCAAAUCUCUGUCUACUCCAACUGCGCUACUAGGCCAUCCUGAGUUGUAG
Brassica oleracea var. oleracea is the source of this 165-nucleotide messenger RNA. RefSeq lists its product as uncharacterized. NCBI's taxonomy places the organism in Eukaryota, Viridiplantae, Streptophyta, Magnoliopsida, Brassicales, Brassicaceae. The record is from RefSeq and is a predicted model, not a curated record. The transcript has 2 exons. Bases 1 to 165 code for a protein of 54 amino acids.